AUGUCAUCAUCAUCCUCAGAUGAUUCUGCUUCUGAAUUCAUAAUCAACCAUCUCACAAUAUCCCUCGGUUCGAUUUGUUAUCAUCCCCAACAUCAUCUAUCUUGUAGAGUUCGUCAUACCUUCUAUAACGAUCUUCUCCAACAGUUGCUGCCUCUAACGCCUCUGUUGCUCCAAACUUCACUGUCUCCCUCCUUCCAAAACCUCUCCUCCAAUUCUUCAAAUCCAUUCUUCUCCGCAGGUACGAACCCAGUACAAAAUCACUGA
Lactuca virosa is the source of this 264-nucleotide messenger RNA. The record is from the annotation of a GenBank genome assembly. Lineage: Eukaryota; Viridiplantae; Streptophyta; Magnoliopsida; Asterales; Asteraceae.